AUGACAUCAGUACAAGACAGAUUAAAAUUAAAACGAUCUUAUGAUAAUUGGAGUACACGCGAACAGCUAUGUUUAGCAUCCGGUGUAUUAAAGUCUGGAGAUCAAAAUUGGAUGAGUGUGUCAAGAUCCUUGAAAGCAAUCAUCGAGAAAGAUACAUUAAGACCACCAGAUUGGUUCUCCCAAAAAUCUUGUGCAAUUCAGUAUGCACAUUUAUUGGAAAAUGCGGACACUCCAAAGAGAAAAAAAAGAGAAAGUGGAGAGACAACUGGUGAAUCCAUAGUUCGGAAGCUAACACAGGAAAGAAUAGUUGAACUAGGACAAAUAUUAGCUUUCCAGAGGGAUGAAUAUCAACAGCUUAAGGCUGAAAUAAAUAUGUUAAAAUCCGGAGGAAUAGCGGAAGAUAAAUUGCAGAAGAUGUGGCAUACGAUUGAACAGGAAGAACGGGAACAGGAACAAAAAGCAAGAGCACACUCUGCAUGGCUAGCUAAACGUCAACAGAAGCAGGAAUUAAGUUCACCACAAGCUUUGUCUGCUAUCAAUCAGCGUAGAUCUACCGAGAGUUCAGUAGAACUGCAAGAAACAACUGAAACAGUAGAUGAGGAUGAAAAGAAGAGUAGAGGUGGAAGAUCACCGUUGUUGACAAGUUUAUUGAAGUCUCCAAGCCCCACCACACAAAUUCAAACAUCAACUACUACAGCACAAGUCAGCUCUCCUACUAUUACAAGUUUGCUUGGAUCCAGCCCUAAAGUCCCAAACACUCAGUUGACACAAAAUGUAUCUCCACAACUACAUCAAUUGGUUUCUACUGCAAUUACAAAUACACCACCAGAAAGACCAUCAGUCGGUGCACCAACUUUGUCUAUGUUACUAGAAAUGCCUGCUAAUGCGCAACGUGGUCCUCUACCAAACUUACAGUCAACUUCGACUAUUGUAUCACAACAGAAUGCCACUACUGAGAUUCACACUCUUCAGCCACAACCCGUCCAUCAACUAACAAUUCAAGGUGAGACGCCGGUACCUGCUCAACCACUCACAAUUAAUCCACCUAAUAUUCCAGUCACAGAAAGUAUGGUACAGAUAAUAGAUAAUAUAGACGAUGUAAUACGUAAAGAUAUCAUGGCCGAUGUAAUAGACAAAGAUGAAAUUAACGAAAUUAUCGGAGACAUAGAAGAAUUAAUAAAAGAAGAAAUAACCGGAAGUCCCCAGACACUAGACACAGCUACGACAACAAUUAAUACUCUUACUAUACCCCCAAUUCAAGAAGUCCCAAUAGUUUCGGAACGACCAGAGCCUAGAGAUGUAGAUGAAGUUGUGUCACUCUCUAAUUCACCAGAAAGUGAGAUGGCUAUAGAAGAAAUCGAUUCGAGCACGUCAAAUAUUGCCGAAAUCAUAGGAACAGUUGCUAUUGAACCACAGGAGCCGAAAGUUAUUGUUGCUAAAAUAUCAGAAACUGUGCCAAGUACAACCGAACAAAUAAAAUCAGAAGAAUCUACGAGCCAUGAAAGAGUGGCGUUAACCGACGAACUUGUUCCAGAGGUAGAGACACAGGAUGGUGAAAGCAGCUCGGAAGAGAAACCAAUUGUUGAGGAAUUCGUCGAUACGAUAGAAUCCACAUCAAAUGCGGAAACGGAAGAAAAGGAUUGCAAAAUACCUACAAGAGAGUUGGAUGAAAUGAUAGAAGAUGAAAUAGAAGAAGAGGAAGAGACAGAGGUGGUUGUACCAGAAGCUAAAAAGUCACCUAACAAUAAACUACAGAGAGAGUCUUCUGAAGAGUUAGAUAAUAAAGGGAAUAUGGAAUUAGAUCAGUUAGAAAUGCAUCUUGCGAAAAUUACAGGUGAACAGCAAGAUACUCCGUCAGCAGAAGUAGUUAGCGUUUCUUCCGAGGUUACAAACGACAUUCCUAGUACUGAAGAUACCGAAAAGUCCCAAGACAUUAGUCUGAUAUUAGAAGACGACGAAAGUAUACAUAGUGCGGAUGAUAAGAAGAAAAUAACAGAGGAACAGAUCAUAGAGAAUACAGUUGAAAGUACAGAGUCAAUUGAAUCAUUUAAAGAGGAACCUGUAAUCGUAAUAAAAGAAAAAACGAUUAUUGAGGUGAGCGAAGAGUCGCCGCAAAAAUCUCAAGAAGAACACACAGAGGAAACUCUAGAGAUUUAUACAGACGAAUUUAAGAAAGAAGACACAAAGGAUUCUUCAGAAGAUACAACAAGCUCCAUUCUUCAGGACAUAGAAAUCAAAGAAGAAGAAAUAGAGGAAACAUCCAUAGUGGAAGAUUCCACUCAAUUGGUAUCUCGAGAAGAAAUCGAAAAUUUGAAACAAGAGAUUGUGGAUCCCGUUAAAACUGAAACUGAUAUUCCCAGUAUUAAGAAAGAAGAAAGUACAUUCGAGGAAUCCAAAAUCGAAGAAGAGUCUAAAAUUCAACUAGAGAAUACGAUACUAACAGAAAUAAAGAAAGAAGAUAUUCCUGUAAAGGAAGAUAAAGAAGAUAAAAAGACUGUAGACGUUGAACAGAACAUAAAAAAAGAAACAGAAUCGAUAGUAAGCGCUGGCGAAGAUACCGUGGAAUUAGAUGAAGAAGAAUCAUCACUGAGCAAGUUAAGCGGAGGACGAGCAAUGAAAACUUACUCCAAGAAGCAAAAUGCAUCUAUUGACAGCGAGCCCGAAAAUGAAGCUACUGGAGAGGGUGCAGAUUACAGGGCAUGGAAGAAGGCAGUUAUGUUAGUCUAUAAUCGUCUUGCUACACACAAAUAUGCGUCUGUAUUCCUAAGACCUAUCACAGAAGAUCAAGCACCUGGCUAUCAUUCAGUCAUCUUUAGGCCCAUGGACUUGUCAACGAUUAAAAAGAAUAUUGACAAUGGCACUAUCAGAUCUACAAUGCAUUUUCAACGCGAUGUCAUGCUAAUGUUUCAGAAUGCCAUUAUGUACAAUAAACAUGACACUUUUAUUUACAAAAUGGCGGUUUCAAUGCAGGAAGAAUGUCUGCAACAUAUGCAGAUACUUGUGCAAGUCACAGGAGAGGGAACACUAAGAAGAGAAACAAGAACGGCAGCAAGUAGCAGUAGUGAAGCUAGUGAAAGUAGCAUAAAAAGGAAACGAAGUCACAUCACACCGAGUCCACAUGAUACUGAUAGUCCACGUUCAAAAAAACGUAGAAAAUCAGAGAAUGAUUAGGGUGCCCUGUCUGAUUAUACUUGUACGUGUAUAUAAUGUGACAAACAUUCAAGUUCGUAAGAACUGUUUUGAGAAAAUGAAUGAGCAGACAAUUCUAUCAUGUUGGCGCCCAAGGAACAUGUUGGACAUGAAAGAUGUUCAAGGAGUAUCAGAAGAGUUGCAAUGAUUUCAGUUUCUAUUUCAUUACUUUCCCGCGAUACUA
Dufourea novaeangliae is the source of this 3373-nucleotide messenger RNA. It is a transcript of the gene Brd8, whose product is annotated as bromodomain-containing protein 8. The record is from RefSeq and is a predicted model, not a curated record. Gene Ontology annotation, molecular function: protein binding. Gene Ontology annotation, cellular component: NuA4 histone acetyltransferase complex. Lineage: Eukaryota; Metazoa; Arthropoda; Insecta; Hymenoptera; Halictidae.